Molecule: messenger RNA, 5491 nt
Organism: Candoia aspera
Lineage: Eukaryota; Metazoa; Chordata; Lepidosauria; Squamata; Candoiidae
Gene: CAPN11
Product: calpain 11
Exons: 22
Coding region: 175-2292 (705 amino acids)
Biological process (GO): proteolysis
Cellular component (GO): cytoplasm
Molecular function (GO): calcium ion binding; calcium-dependent cysteine-type endopeptidase activity
Source: RefSeq, a predicted model, not a curated record
CCAGCCAGCCAAACCCCACCUUCGGGCCUGGAAGUUGGAGGGGCAGCUGCUGCGCUUAAAUUCGGAGGCGAUGUGGAGGGCGUAGGGAGUGGUUCCGAGAAGCAGAAUUGUGGUCUUGCGGAAGCCGGCGAGAACUAUUGAGGCACCUGUUGCCCCUGUCAAGCAGGUUGUACCAUGACUGCUUUUGGAGGAAUUGCUGCCAAGCUGGAAAGGGACCGCCUGCGGGCUGAAGGUGUGGGUGAUCACCAGAAUGCUGUGAAGUAUCUUGGUCAAGAUUUCAGUACCCUGAAGCAAGAAUGUUUGGAGAGUGGAACAUUAUUUGAAGACCCCCUAUUUCCUGCCAUUCCGUCAGCCCUUGGCUUCAAAGAACUGGGCCCUAAUUCUGGCAAAACCCGUGGAGUGUGCUGGAAGCGCCCCUCUGAAAUUGUAGAUGACCCUCAAUUUAUUGUUGGAGGUGCCACGAGGACAGAUAUCUGCCAAGGGGCUUUGGGGGACUGUUGGUUGUUGGCCGCCAUUGGCUCCCUGACUCUCAAUGAGGAACUCUUGCAUCGAGUUGUACCCCAUGGACAGAGCUUCCAGGAGGACUAUGCGGGCAUUUUCCAUUUCCAGAUGUGGCAAUUUGGUGACUGGGUAGAUGUGGUAAUAGAUGACAGAUUACCAACCAAGGAUGGAGAACUUGUUUUUGUGCACUCAGCAGAGUGUCAAGAGUUUUGGAGUGCUUUGCUGGAAAAGGCUUAUGCCAAGUUGAAUGGCUCUUAUGAAGCCCUGUCAGGGGGCAGCACCACAGAAGGCUUUGAAGAUUUCACAGGUGGUGUGGCGGAAAUGUAUGAUCUCAAGAGACCACCACGCAAUUUAUCCAGAAUCAUUUGCAAGGCCCUUGAGAGAGAAUCUCUGCUUGGCUGUUCCAUUGAUAUUACAAGUGCAUUUGACAUGGAAGCAGUUACCUUCAAGAAACUAGUGAAGGGUCAUGCCUAUUCAGUCACGGGAUUUAAAGGGGUGGAGUAUCGUGGCCGGCAAGAAGAGCUAAUUCGUAUAAGGAAUCCCUGGGGUCAGGUGGAGUGGACUGGCGCAUGGAGCGAUAGCUCUUCUGAAUGGAAUGACGUGGAUCCUGAUCAGAGGGAUGAACUGCAACUGAAGAUGGAAGAUGGUGAAUUCUGGAUGUCUUUUCGAGACUUUAUGCGUGAGUUUUCUAGACUCGAGAUCUGUAAUCUUACCCCAGAUGCUCUGACAAAGGAUGAGGCAAAGAAAUGGCACACCGCAUUAUUUGAGGGGAGCUGGCGACGAGGCAGUACAGCUGGAGGCUGCAGAAACCAUCCAGCUACAUUCUGGAUUAAUCCACAGUUCAAAAUUAAGCUUUUAGAAGAAGAUGAUGACCCAGAGGAUGAUGAAGUGGCUUGCAGCUUUUUAGUGGCCCUGAUGCAAAAACAUCGAAGAAAAGAACGCCGAGCUGGAGGAGACAUGCAUACCAUUGGCUUUGCUGUCUAUGAGGUUCCUGAAGAGUCCCAGGGCUGCCAAAACAUUCAUCUGAAGAAGGACUUCUUUCUGAGGAACCAAUCUCAAGCACGCUCAGAGACCUUUAUCAAUUUGCGGGAAGUGAGCAAUCACAUCCGCCUGCCACCCGGUGAAUACAUCAUAGUUCCCUCUACCUUUGAGCCUAACAAAGAAGGAGACUUUGUUCUACGUGUCUUCACAGAGAAACAGUCAGACACAGAGGUGCUUGAUGACGAGAUCUCUGCAGAUCUACCAGAUGAGGAAGAAAUAUCUGAGGAUGAUAUAGAUGAAAAUUUCAGGAACAUGUUCCAGCAGCUUGCAGGAGAGGACAUGGAAAUCAGUGUCUUUGAACUCAAAACUAUUUUGAACAGAGUCAUUGCUAGGCACAAAGAUCUGAAGACUGAUGGAUUCAGCAUGGAUUCUUGUCGCAACAUGAUCAAUCUGAUGGAUAAAGAUGGCAGUGCUCGUCUGGGUCUUGUAGAAUUUCAGAUUUUGUGGAAGAAAAUCAGGAACUGGCUGAAUAUCUUUCGCCAGCAUGACCUGGAUAAAUCAGGAACUAUGAGCUCUUAUGAGAUGCGUCUGGCCUUGGAAUCAUCUGGUUUUAAACUGGACAACAAGUUGCAUCAAGUGAUAGUGGCACGCUAUGCUGAUGAAUCAAUGGGUGUGGACUUUGAUAACUUUGUCUGCUGCUUAGUCAAGCUGGAGACUAUGUUCAGAUUCUUCCGUAGCCUGGAUGCAGAAGGCACUGGGAGUGCUGUGAUGAACCUUGGCGAGUGGCUGACAUUCACAAUGUGCGGCUAAUGCAGUGAUGGAACUUCAUAAAGACGACCUGAUUGGACUGGGCUAUCCCAAGUGCCUUCCGUAUGUCAGAUCUACAGACAUAAGAUGGCCUAUCAACCCUCUCCCUUCUUUGCCACUCCAUCCAGCCCAGAACCUGCUUUCUUCUUCUUCUUGGCAACAGACCCAACAAUAUAUUGUGAUUUAUGUUCUCUCAGGUUAGGGUGUCAAAGCUUCUUCAGGAAGCAGGCUGUUUCCUGCUGUAAGCAUAACUUUUGACAACAGCAUUUAGGAACUGGGGAAAAGUGAGUGAGGAGCAUGGGUGCAUGUUUGUUCGUUCAUUGCAUGCAAGUUUUAAUGUCUUUCUUGAGCUUAUCAAGAGGGCCUGCCUUCAGAGUUAGCAACAGGCAGGAUUGCAGUAAGCUGUUUCCCCUGAUAAAUUAGUCUUUCCCUCUUCACUGGCUAUAGCUGAUUCUGAUCUUGCAAGAAAGCCUCACUUGCUUUCUCUUUGCUGGGCAGUUCUGCAUCUACUUCUUUGCUUUUUUUCCUGAGAAGUUCAGUGGAAAAGUUAGAAAGGGAAUUGUAUCCCUAAUUCAACUUUCAACACAAUGCUUUCUAAAGUAAUGCAGUGACUCCCUGAAGUGGUGCCAAAGGUUGGUGAAAUCAGGCAUUUGCCAAGAUGACUAAGAAACCCCCUCUCACAAAGGGCCACUAUUUUCACUUCAUGAAGUAACCAACCAAGUCAGAGGCAGUGGGAGACUGCGCAGCUUACAAACUCUGCUUCUCCCAAGGGAUGGGGCUGCAUUGAGAGUCCCUAUAUUUCACAAACUGUACCAGAAACAAGUGCUGCAUGUUGAGAUUUCUCUUUGCUCUCUGUUAGAUUAGAAAAGCUAAUCAUCCAAAUCAUUAGAGCAGACUCAGCUAAACAGGCUGUCUUGCUAGGUUUGUACAAAAUCUUGGGUAGGAAACGGUUGGAGAACAUCUUUACCAGUGACCACACUGGAGAGUGUGGCCCCCUCCGCCCACACCCUAAGUAAGAGCAAUCUGAAAAAUGUAUUACAUUAAAAAUUUUAAACUUAAUAUAAAAAUAGUAAAGCAUACUUAAGGGUGUGCUUUCCUAUUAUUUUUUUAUUUAUCUCCACUAGGGCUUGGAGAUUUUUAAUGAUGAAAAUACUUCUUUUAAAGCAAAACUAAAGUGUCUCCUGGUACAUUUAGUAGAUGAGAACAUCAACAGAUUAGGAAUACAGCCUUUUCUUUUAGAAUAUUUUCGUAUCCCAUACAACUAAGGGUGUUGCUUGGUGAAUGGGCUGAGCUACUGUUGAAACUGAAAGUGUAAAUCACUACAUGCCUUGUGUAAGUAUUCCAAGGUUUUUUGGAAGAGCAAUAUCUAUGUACAACAAACAGUGUAGCUUAACUGAAGGAAAAAGUUGUUUGAGUGUUGUUACCAGUCAUGCCUCUGACUUGUCCUUGGCUAAAAAUCUUUCUUUUUUUUGCUUGUAGCUUUAAUAUUCUGAAGGUAUCAGAGUGGAAUAAAAUGUCUAAGCAGGAAACAUUACUUGUAGAUCACUUCUUACUACUAAGCUGCUAUAGUGCUAUUGAAUGGAAUAUUCUUUGAGUCAAUGCCUGUCCAUUGGAUUGAAUAGGAUCAGGCUAAAUGUUCCCAUCCAACCUGCAGUCUCAGCCCUCUGCAAAUGUUCUACUUGCACAGUUAAGUGGCUUGUGCAAAACGGGUGCUGUAUAUAGAUGUAUUCUCAAAAUUGUGGUCUUAUUUUCAAUUAACAAGCACAAAACAACCAUUUACAAGAAUAGCUGCUAAACCUUAAUGCUUUACUUUAGAAGUGUUGCAGGGGGGAUCCUAUAUUAUUGGGCCUAAAGGGAGAUUUAAAGGCUUAUGCUUUACCAACCAAGUAAGGAAAUUAUUUGUGUCCUCUUGGCUUUUGUAGGAAGAUUAUUCACUUGAUUAAAAGUAUGAGGUCACCACUUCGUAAUCUGUUCCUCAAACAAAAAGGGGGGGCCCUGUUUUCUGUAAUCAAAUUAAGUCAUGUACACUAAGAAAAUGCAAAUUUGCAGAUUGCAUACAUUCUUUUCCCAAGAGUUAAGUUUUCAGAAAUCUUUACAAAAACCACUGCCAGAGGAAAGUGGGAGUUGAAGAUUAAGACUGAAAUAUGGAUGUGAGGUUCAGGUAGUCAGGACUCAGCAGGAGAAAGAGUGGCCAAUGGGCUGAACUACGGCUACCAGAUCUGGGCUGCUGGAGGGCAAAAGACUACUAAAUGGCACCAAAGCAUUAGUUUUGUCCAUCUCUUUCACAUAACAUCAUGGUCAUCCACAGCCUCCAUAUAGCUGUUGUAAUGAUGGAAUAUUCCUCUGUGCAAUAUUGGUCCAAAUUCAUUCAUGUCCUUGAUUGUGUGCAGAAGCUGGCAAUAACCUUAGUGCUUUCUUGCAAGGAUAUAUAUAUUCUCCCGCUGCCUUAGCCCAAAUUACAACAUAUGUAAAAUAGUAGAAAUUUAUCUAAUUCUGUUCAUACACAUUUUGUGUUUGUGUAUGCAUGCAAUUCUAUUGGUAGUGGUUAAAAUUAUUGGAAGCAAAUGGAUUUUAUUAGGAACCAUUUGUUAAAGCAGAUUUCAUAAAUAUUUUUACAAAAACUAGAAUACUUUAAAAAUCCUACCGUUCAGUUGCAUCAAAAUGUUGAAAUAUACAUUACCAACAGCCAAUUAUGAAACACCAAUGGAAUAAAAAUGCCACUUAUGUUUUUGUUAAACUGAAAAAAGUAAUAUAAUGGAAGUGUACUGUUCCAAGGUUAAAUCUACCAUGUAAUCACUGCUUGUGCAGUUAUGGGGUAAGAUGGUUAAAAUUCAGAAAAGGGGGAAAUAAAUGUGGCCCAGUGUCCAAGCCGUAUCUGUUUCACUUUACAGUCUUAAAAAUAGUAGUAGUAGUCUGCAGAUACAAAAAUUUGAUUCUGAUGAAGGAUUCUUGGAAACUCAAAUGGUUGAAUAUUAUUUCAUAAACUUCUAUUGGACUGAUUGCAAUUACUACCUUAAUAUAGAUAUGAUUGUUUUAUUUGCCAUGAUCAGCAUGGUUGCUUUUGCUUUUUUAAACCAGAAAUUGUAGUCAACCAACAACUGUAAUGGGACUAAUCAAUACAUGACAAAGCAAGCUCAUGAGUGUCAAUUAAAUUGGAAGAGUGGGAAAGAUAAAGCUAUUAAAGCUGUAAAAUUCUCAUUGA